This is a messenger RNA of Beta vulgaris subsp. vulgaris (sugar beet), 1986 nucleotides long. RefSeq names its product zinc finger BED domain-containing protein RICESLEEPER 2. The transcript has 5 exons. Gene Ontology annotation, molecular function: protein dimerization activity; DNA binding. The record is from RefSeq and is a predicted model, not a curated record. Lineage: Eukaryota; Viridiplantae; Streptophyta; Magnoliopsida; Caryophyllales; Amaranthaceae. The coding region runs from base 1 to 1986 and encodes 661 amino acids.
AUGACAGAUAAUGAUUCAACUUGUGCACCAUCAUCGAGUCCUGGUUGCUCUUCUACUCCUAAUGUGGAAGAAUUUUUUGUACCUAUUUAUGAUGAGAUCCAAGAUGAAGAAAUGGAGCAAGAACCUCAGAUUGACUCUAAUCAAGAGUUAGGUGGGGACGAGGAUGAUCAUCCUUUCAAGAGAGCAAGAAAAUCAGAGGUGUGGAAGGAUAUGGAGGAUCCCAUAAAAAUAAAUGGGGAAUGGAAAACUCAAUGUAAGCAUUGUAAAUCUCGUUAUACUGUUUCAAAGAGUGGCACUACUAGUCAUAUAAAAAGACAUUUGUCUAAUUGUGCUCAAAGAAAAUUGAAAUUAAAGCAACAAAGUAUGAUUAAGUUUUUGCCAUCUGAUUCAAGUGAGGGUAAACCAAAUUCUGGAGGUGUUAGUGCUUUACAUAAUGGUAAACUAGAUAUGUUAUCUAUGACGGAGGGGAUUGCUAAUUGGAUUGUCAUGCAUGAAAAGCCUUUUAGUGUUGUAGAAGAAGAAGGUUUUAACAUGAUGUUAAAGAGGGGGAUACCUCAAUGGACAUCCGUUUCACGUCACACUAUUAAAACUGAUGGUUUCAAAGUCUAUGAGGCAGAGAAAAAGAAAUUAAAGGCUCUUUUGAAGGAUGUAGAUAGAAUUUCCUUGACCACUGAUCUUUGGCGUGCUAGACCACAAAGGAUUGAGUACAUGGUUCUUACGGGUCAUUUUGUUGAUCGUGAUUGGAAACUCCAAAAGCGAGUUUUGAGUUUUGUUCAUAUACCUCCUCCUCGAAAAGGCAAAGACAUAGCAAAUUGCAUUUUCAAAUGUUUGAAGGAGUGUGAUAUUAUGAAUAAAGUUUUUAAGGUUUCGGUUGAUAAUGCCAUUGCAAAUGAUUCAUUCAUACAAAUUAUAAAGGAUACUUUCUCACUUACAAAGAGGUUGUUAUGUGGUGGAGCAUUAUUUCAUGUACGUUGUUGUGCACAUAUAUUGAAUAUUAUGGUGCAACAUGGUCUCAAGCAAGUCAAAACCAUUGUCAAGAAUGUUCAUGAUACCGUAGAUUAUCUCAAUGGGAGUGAAGCGAGAAUGAGAAAAUUUGCGGAAAUUGUCCAACAAUUCAAUCUUAGAGAGCGGAGUUCUGAUGAUUGGCAAAAGAUUGAAAAACUUCUUGAUAUCUUAAAAGUGUUCUAUGAUAUCACAAAUGUUAUCUCAGGAUCUGAAUAUCCCACUUCCAACUUUUUCCUUAGUGAAGUUUUUUACAUCAAAGAAAUGUUGGACAAAAAUUAUUGUUCUCCCGACCCUUUUGUUAAAGAUAUGGUGAAAAAUAUGAAAGAAAGAUUUGAUAAGUAUUGGGGUGAAUGUAAUUUACUCAUGGCUAUUGGUGGGGUGUUAGACCUUCGUUUGAAAAUGAAGGUUGUUGAAAUUACAUUUCCUCAUAUGUUUCCUUCCAAUGUUGUUAGGGAGAACAUUAAUAAGGUUAAGGAUACUUUGUAUGAGUUAUAUGAUGAGUAUAAGGCUUUGUAUCCUCCUUUGGAAGAAUAUCAUGGAGAAAGUAGGAGUGGAGCUCCACUUGUAGUUCAAGGGGGGAGCCUUCUGGGGAUGUCAAGGGUUUUACAAGUUGUUAGAAGUGGGAUAAGAGUGGAGCCUAGAAAAUCAGAACUUGAUGUCUAUCUUGAGGAAUGUACUGCAACUGAUGAAGGACAUAGGUUUGAUGCCUUAAAUUGGUGGAAGGAAAGAGCUAGCAAAUUUGUUGUUUUGUCUAGAUUGGUUGCUGAUGUGUUAGCUAUUCCUAUUACCACUGUUGCUUCAGAGGUUACAUUUAGUGCUGGGAGCCGAGUUAUUGAUCCAUAUCGAUCUUCAUUGCUUCCAGAAACCGUGCAAAUGUUGAUUUGCACGGGAGAUUGGAGUAGGUCCACUUUUGGAAUCAAGAGAAAGAACAAAUUUGUUGAUGAAGAUGAACCAAAAGAAAUCAUGAUUCCUAUUCCAUGA